Messenger RNA from Juglans regia (Persian walnut), 1359 nucleotides. RefSeq names its product E3 ubiquitin-protein ligase AIRP2-like. Gene Ontology annotation, molecular function: ubiquitin protein ligase activity. Lineage: Eukaryota; Viridiplantae; Streptophyta; Magnoliopsida; Fagales; Juglandaceae. The coding region runs from base 181 to 939 and encodes 252 amino acids. Gene Ontology annotation, biological process: protein ubiquitination. The record is from RefSeq and is a predicted model, not a curated record. The transcript is spliced from 5 exons.
GUUUGAACAUUAAGCAAUCUCUCUCUCUCUCUUCUCUCUGUUCUCUUUUAAAAAGUCUUCAUCUAUUCUCUCCUCCCCAGUAUUCCAUUCCAGAACAAAACCACUCCCAAAAAGCGAGUCUUUUUGUAAUUCUUUCUCCCUUUGUUCCAUCUUAAACUCAAGGAAUAGAAAGAAAGACAAAUGUGGCAGAAACAGUCCAAAAGAUCUUGUUUCAGAGAAUCUCUCAAAGCUCUUGAAGCCGAUAUACAACAUGCCAACACCCUGGCAGCUGCUCUUCCAAGAGACUAUUGUGGAGAUAGUAUCCAGCUGAGAUUGUCCUACAGCCCCUUUGCUCCCUUUCUUCUUUAUUUGAUCGAAUGGAUGGAUUAUAGUUGUACAGAUACCCUCCCCAGUUACUUAGGGCUUCUCGAGAUACUAAUAUACAAGGUAUAUGUUGAUGGAAUGCCAACGAUGUCCUCAAAAGAAAGGAAAGCUACUCUACGGGAGUUUUAUGCUGUGAUAUACCCAUCUCUUAGGCAACUUGAAGGCGAGUUUAUUGAAUUGCCAGAUGAUACCGUGACAAGCCAAUCCACAGAAGUUUCAACCAGAAAGAGGGUGGAAGGAAGGAGGAAGGUUUCUGAUAAUGAUGAUCUUGAGAGAGACGAAGAAUGCGGGAUAUGCAUGGAAAAUUGCACAAGGAUGUUAUUGCCUGGCUGUGGGCAUGCUAUGUGCCACAGCUGCUUCCAUGACUGGAAUGCGCGGUCUCAGUCCUGCCCUUUUUGUCGCGGCAGCCUGAAGCAAGUUAACUCUAAAGAUUUAUGGGUUCUUAUUAGCAACAAUGAUGUGAUUGAUGUCAUUAGCCUUGCAAAGGAGAACUUGAGGCGUUUCUACCUUUAUAUGGAAAACCUGCCUCUUCGUAUGCCUGACACUCAUCUGGUCGUGUAUGAUUACAUGCUCUGACUUAUGGGAAAGAAUGAAGUAGCAUACUAAAGGAAAUGCUGAUUACUCAUUGAUAUAGAAUUCUGGUGAAGUUUAAUUCUCGUAUAUAUAAUGGCAAUUUGAGGAGCUGUUCCAUGGUAGCUGUAUAUAGUUAACAGAACUACUGGUCCACUGGAUGUCCAUUCUCAUGGACUUGGAAUGAGGCUAUUGAAAUCAGGUGAGUCUUUGAACAUUCAUGGGAUCUCACAGUUAGCAGUUUAGGCAAUAUAUAGGAUGGACAAAGCACCUCCAAGUAUGUUAGGGCAGUAACAAAUAUAAAAAUGUAUAAAUGUAUGCAUGCUUGGCAUUCAACUCAGCUUUUUGGAACCUGAGUAUUGGGAAUGUAAAUGACAAACAAUUGAAUUAGUAUGUGGGUUUCUGCUUAUAAUAUUAUGACAUGUG